Molecule: messenger RNA, 1800 nt
Organism: Lentinula edodes (shiitake mushroom)
Lineage: Eukaryota; Fungi; Basidiomycota; Agaricomycetes; Agaricales; Omphalotaceae
Exons: 2
Coding region: 1-1800 (599 amino acids)
Source: RefSeq, a predicted model, not a curated record
AUGGAAGCCGAGACUUCUCGCCCAGCGUUGGCCCCAUCAUACUCAUUCUCCGGCUCUUCCUCUACAUCAUCUACUCUUCCGAAGUCCCUCAAACGAGCACUCACAUCAACUUCCGACUUGGACUUUUUCAAGCCAGCAGAAUCAUCUUUCAACCCACGACCUUAUACGCCCAGUGCAAAUCCACCAUCCAGCACUCAUUCGAAGAGCAGAUACUCUCAGGUCCCGCGUCACACCAACCGACCCGAAGUUCAUGUUAUACCUCCGGCCAGUAUGGAUCCAUCACCAGUAGACGCCGAUGUUGUUUUUAUUCAUCCUCCUUUCGACAAUUUUCCUGAUGCACAGAACUUUCCGGAAGGACUGACGUACAAAGUCAUGGCUGAGAACCCAGAGUGGUUCCUGGAUGCUGCUGACUACAUUCGCGUCGAGGAUAGCUCGCCCUGUGUACCAACCUCAGUUGCCGCUGAGAAAUCUUCGUUGAUACCAUACCCCUCUCAUCUAGAGCCUCCUCGUGGAUGGUGUCCUGCGAAGAAGAAGGAUUUGAAAGACCUUGGCUCUGAAGGCUGGCCAGAUGGAGAGGAACCUAGACUACGCUGUACUUUUUGCAGACGCACCUAUGCUGGCGUUAACGCGAAGAGCAUGUGGAGACGACAUGUUUUUGAAAAGCACAAAAUUGCCAUGUCCAACCGCCGAGAUGGUGGUGAUCGUCCUAGGGGCAGAGGCUCUACCAAAGAGAACAAACCUACUACCAAGCCUGGUUCCGGGGAUGAAAUGCAUGAUAAGCUUGUCAACAUUCAUGUCACUCCUCAACCUUUUGCACCCGACACUUCCCAAACCCAACAGAAGAUUAGAUUUCGUCCUGCGAUCAUGGGUGACCCGAUGAAAAAUGUCCUAUCUACGCCAUCAACCUCAACCGAGGAUUCGACCGAACAACGGAAUCCACCGUUAUUUACCCCACCCUUGACACCUCGGAGGUCGUCGUCAGUUCCUAUCAGCGCGUCCGACGACGUUCCUCAAACCUCAACACCCCCUGUACCUGUAAUUCCAUUUUCGCCUUAUGAUCCCCGUGCGACACCAGCAUUCCGGCACUCGCCCGCGCCCACACCGUAUGAUCAACCCUGGCGUUACCCGAGCCCCAGCCAUCCUUUCUCCAAAGCACGAGAUCUGUCACUUAGUGUUUUACUGCGUAAUUCAGGAAGUCUCACAGUCGAUAGUCCAAGUCCUAUACCUAGUCUCAUGCGGGACGACAUUUCUAGUCCCAGUAGCUCUCUAAUCAGCAAGAAAUCAUUCUUUGCCGACUUGAACACUCCAAAUAGCGUCACGAACAGGCGUUUGACUGGCUUGAAGAGCUCCACUUCCACCCGACCAGCUUUAUCAGAAGAAUCACCAUUGGGACGAGGCAUUGUUGGUCGCAGCAGCCAUCACAGAAACAGCUCCGAGUUGUCGUUGGACGAUUGGCUUUCCCUGCCCGUUACUAGGACAUUCCUGACUAGCCUUAACGAUUGGGAUUCGGAAAACAAUUCCAGUCCGGUGGCGCAUGGGCUUAUUAAUCCCGCGUUAAAUCCAACUGAAAGUCCUGUGGUGAGACGUGACAAUCCUCUCGAUCGCAGCGGCCUUGGAAUUGGGUUGCUUGAGCCUUUCACGCUGCCAGGGAACCGUGGCCACGCCAACGAUUCAUCUUCUGAUAUCGAGGACGAGUUCGAAAUCAUGGACAACCUGACUAGCUCGCGUCCGAAUCUGGAAUCCGGUAACACGGAAACCAUGACUCCGCCUCCCAAGAAGAGAAGGACUUCUGCUCUUUGA